AUGUCUAUAUUUAAAGUGAAACAAUUGUGGUCUAACGAAAGACUGCAAAACGAAGACUACUUGGAUGGUAUUCAAAAUAGUUCCAGCGUCAAAGUAGAUAAAUUUAAUUUAAGCAAUGACAGUGAUUGCAUUUUAUUAGCUGAAGGACAAGAAUUAAAGAUUUAUAAGCCGAACAUAGAACAAGAAGACGCGCAUGUUAUUUUAGAAUCUCAUGAAAGUGAUAUUAUAUUGCAAAUUGAAACUGGAAAAUUUAUUAUUGACUCGAGUGACCGACAAAUUUUAUUAUUACACCCGCAAAGCUUUGCCAUAUACUUACUUGAAAGAAAAGAAGGCCACAUUGAUGCAGGCGAUCAAAACUACCUGAGACCAAUACUCAAACAUGAUUUUACAAGGAAAGCUUACCGUGUUAUCGUGGGGCCAUUUGGUGUAGCUAAAAGUAGGGAACUGAUUUGCAUUCAAGCGUUAGAUGGGACGAUGAGUUUCUUCGAACAAGACACAUUCUUAUUUAUGUGUUUAUUUCCCGAUGUUAUUAUACCGGGGCCUAUUAGCUAUGUUCCUAGUAGCGAUCUAUUUAUUAUUUGUACAACAUCCUGGGUUAUGGAAAUAUACAGUUACCAGCAGCUACGUGAGUUCAGUGAAUUAAGUGGGCGGCAAAAUAAAAAAAUAAUUCCUCAAUGGUCGUAUAGCCCUGGCGAAGAAUUAUCAGCUGUUCAAGUUAUUCGGACUAGCAGUACUUUUUCCAGCAUUAUUGCACUUGGGGAGCGAUAUCUAUACUGCUUCCAGGAUAAUGGUUUGAUGAAGUACAUGCUUCGAUUUGACUUUAUGCCAGUUUGUUUCCAUGCAUAUCUUGUUGGUUGGUAUUAUGAACCUAAUUCUCGGCUUCUUAACAUGGUUGUAUCAGAAGAUAGCAAACUCCAUGUUUAUGAAGAUACAAUGCUGCUGUGGUCCUGCGAUCUCUUGCAUAAAACUAUAUCGAUAUCACGAUGUUUCAUAAAAAACUUAUCAGGUGGCCUAGUUACUCUUUCAAAUAAAGGAAUUGUCAGCGUUAGUUAUUUGGGGACGGAACCAGACUUGAACUCAACUAUAGUACCUAUUAAUGCUGAUCCAGGUCCAAGAGACAUUGAAGAGGAAUUAAAAAUUGUAGAAGAAGCACUUGAUAAAUUUGUAGAGAAAGCUGACGAUUCUCUACACUUGCCCUCGCAGCUCGUAAAAGUUAACAUCGAGUUUGGCAAAGCCGUAGAAAGUUUUAUAGAAGAAUUGGAUUCCAAUUUACCAUUUACUGUGAGCGACUCCACUGUAUGUUUGGACGAGAUAAAUGGAACUGAGAUUGUAGAAACACGUAUAUUUCUCAUUGGCGACAUGGCUAUUUCAAAUACUCAUACUAAAUUUAUCUUUACAAUAACUGAAACUUCGGGACAGAUAAAUGUUGUGUCGAAAAACGAAUUAUUGCCCUUGGCUUUGUACGCACGAAGAGUCGAGCUUAACAGUGAUUGUGAAUUUAACAUGUCAUUUACUACUAAUCAGAAGUAUUUGAGCUUCGAUAAUAUUUUUACAGACCUUCCACCUAAUACGAACUCGACAACGUUUUUGUACAAGAACACAAACAAAAUCGUAAUUUUUCAAAUGAAAGAAGAACAAUAUACAAUUGAAGCAAAGGAUUGCGUUGAAAUAUUCCCGAUAGUAAAUAACAUUUUACACAGAUUCGAGGAAUAUUAUAGACAGAAGAGCGUAAAUAAUUUCGAAAUAGCAUUUAACAUGACACCAGAAUUAAUCAAACAGAUCAUUCAUAAAUUUCUGAAGUGUGUCGAAGUUCACGCUAAGGAACGACUUCAAUGUAAGGACUUGGAGGCUCAAUUAAAUGUCCUCCAAUCACAGUUUACAUUGAUACAGAAAAAACUCCUGGUACAAUACGGAUCUUUACCCCCCAGCAACUGCGAUCCGUUAGAAUUUCUCAUGAGGGAUACUUACUCUAACAUUAUUGCUACUACAGAAAUGUUACUGACGUGUAGACAAAAUGUAAUACGGGCUUCGUGUGAUUUUAGUGCGGUGGGUAAUCUCUUACUAUGUGUACUGAAACACUCGGAAGUUGAAGAUAUUAAAAUAAAAAUACUCGAAGAAACGUUGUCGUUAGAAACCAUUCAUGAAGAUACUCAGGAGUGGGAAGAAUCUGUUACCCAGGCAUCCUCCCACAUCCUUAACACGAUACUCAAAAAAGAAAAGGACAGGGAGAGAUUAGCCCCCAUCACCGAUCAAGACAUCCUUUCGCAUGUAAACUUGAAACGUUUCCUCAGACAAACGAAAAUUAUUCUAGAUAGUAUGUUUCUACAGAGCACUGAGGUGAAAGAAAAGAUCACUCGAAUCGAAGAAUUUGUUGAAGUUAUAUAA
Leptosia nina is the source of this 2385-nucleotide messenger RNA. Lineage: Eukaryota; Metazoa; Arthropoda; Insecta; Lepidoptera; Pieridae. The record is from the annotation of a GenBank genome assembly.